AUGUCAAGACCGGUCUCAAGAAACAGCCUUGAACCUCCUAGGAAGAGUGUUGAAUUGCAAGACCCUGGUGCCCAUGAGCUCUCCUCAGACGGCGAAGAGUACUUCUCUGAUGCAUCUGAAGGCCGAAAGAGGUCCAGACCUGUCACACCUGCUUCCCCAAUUCCCAGAACGCGAGUAGAACGGAUCGAUAAUGAGCCAAGCUACGGCGAGGUUCCUGGAACUCCUGCCUACGAAAAGCGUAUGCUUGAUGCUGUACCCGAUGAGGUCGAAGUUCUCUCCCCCGAAGCCGGACUCCGAAGUAAACGAAGCAGUCAAUAUCUUGAGCCUCCUACCACUCCCGGCGGCUCGGUCAUUCCUCGCAUGGUAGUGGAGAAACUAGACCCAGAUGAUACAAGCUAUGGCGAAGAACCGGGCACUGCUGCAUAUAUUCAAAGACAAAUGGAUGCUGCUCCAGAUGUGAUACUUAAAACACCUGCUCCUGGGAAGAGGGCAAUGUAUUCCGAAGAUUCUGAAAGCACUUCCAAGCACAACCGCUCAGGCUCCAACUUUUCCAUUCCCGAAACCAUAAUCACCCCUGUGGAUGACAAGCCUGUGCAUGGUGAUCUCCCAGGAACGGCUGCACACAAGAAACGAGCUUUAGCCGCGUCCCCCGAUUUCCGGGAGAAGCCAACCGACCAAGGGUCACCCCCUCUCGAAGGUUCGAUGAGACGCUUUAGACAGAUCUCGACAAGUCAAAAAGACGACGACGAUGACGACGGAAAUGGUAGCGCUGAUGAUGAUGAGGACGAGGACGAGGAGGAGAAUGGCACUGGUCGCAACGACUUUGGGGACGACUUUGAUGAUUUUGAGGAAGGUGCACAGGCUGGAGCUGAUGACGACUUUGGGGACUUCGAUGAAGGAUUCCAGGGGCCUGAAGCUGAAGCUGAAGCUGAUACUGUGAAGACACCACCUGUAUCUACCUCAAAGAUCAAAUCCAUACCUGCCGAGACUUUCCCUCUGAUUGACUUCGACGCUUUAUCAUCCUUACCGGAUCUUCUUGCUGCGACACAGCUACAUCUCGACGCAAUGUUCCCUAUGUCGACCGCCGACAAUAUUGCAUCAAUUCCCAAACAAGUACCUGUUCCAGAAGGCUCACCAAUUUUCCCAUCAGACCGCUCUCGUUCAUUAUGGAAACAACUUGUCACACCACCGCCUCUCCAACCACCCAACUGGACCCAAUCUCGGAUCAGGCGGCUCUUUCUCGUCAGUUUAGGUGUUCCAGUGGACCUGGACGAGAUAUUGCCUCCCUCCAAACAGAAGAAACUAAUACUUCCAGAUAUCAAUCUAGAACCAUCAUCGCGUAAGUCUGAAUCCGACAAGGCUCUCGGCUCUGUCGCUCGGUUGAAAGCAGAAGCCACAAAUGAGUCAACCGGGUCCGUGGAUAGCACGCAAUCGGGGACGAAAGACCGCCCUAGCCGGCCAAAGCGUCUGAAGGGUCCUCUACCGCCGCCAGAACUCGAUCUUGUCUCGGUCAAGAGGCUUUGUGCAACAACAGACGAAAAACUGGAUGGAUUCACAGAUGAAGAGCUAAAAGCUCAUGUGAAACUGUUGCAGGAUACGUCUGAGAAGACAUCAGAGUUGUUGGAAUACUGGCUCAAGCGGAGAGAUGGGCUGAGGAAAGAGAAGGAGGCCUUUGAAGGUGUCAUUGAAAACCUUGUGAGGCAUGCUAGGAGAGUCAGGAAAUGA
Messenger RNA from Exophiala aquamarina CBS 119918, 1725 nucleotides. RefSeq lists its product as uncharacterized. NCBI's taxonomy places the organism in Eukaryota, Fungi, Ascomycota, Eurotiomycetes, Chaetothyriales, Herpotrichiellaceae. Bases 1 to 1725 code for a protein of 574 amino acids. The record is from RefSeq and is a predicted model, not a curated record. The transcript has 4 exons.